AUGGUUAAUAUAAUUUUAAAUGAAAAUUAUAUGGUUAUAUCGUAUACACAAUCCAAGUUGACAUUAGUAGCUAUUAAUAGAUCAUCGGUUGGCGGCGGCGGCGGCAUCGGUAGCGGUAGCCGUGGCGGCAACGAUAAGACCAAGAAGUCAAAGCAAAAGUCGAAGAUGAAGAUGAAGACCGCGACAGCGACAACAACAACAAAGUUUAGACUAACCAACAAAAACACUGAGAUAUCGACCAUUGAUCUCGAGUGUGGCGUUGGUGGUGGUAGUAGUAAUGGUGGUGCCAACAGUCGGCGUGUCGACCGUAAUCUAAUAGUCAGCCAAAGUGGCCAUCAGUUAAUUGUUUGGUGGCAAUCGGCCAUCAAUUGUGUUGGUCCAUGGUCGGCACCCAGAGCCAAUACCCGCCAAUUGGCUAACGUACUCGUCUAUAGUGUAUCAUUGGAUACAACUACUACCCGUAAACUUAAUUACAUAUCCUAUGCUUAUAUUUCUGGUCAUAUAUUUCAGAUAUUGUUGUCGACAAUGGAUGAAAAUCAAGUGAUACUUCUACAGCAAUCAUCUCAUAGCCAAACAGUUGUCAAUUACAGUCUAUACGAAAUAAAUGAAUCGAUUGAAUGUCUUCAGCAAAUCUAUUCAAUACGUAUACCACUAUUGAAAUGUUGCCUAAAAGCUCAACUAACCCAAGCAUUAGAUAAGGUAGUGAUGCUUUUGGAUGACGAGUCGAUAGCUGUUUUCAAUAUACAACACAAUGCUCUCUAUUCAAUGCAUUCAUCCCAGAAAUCAUUUGAUUAUACAUUGAAUCCAUUGGAUGCCAUAUUUACAGUUACCGAUCAAUUAGGAAAAAUAUCUGUCUAUGACUAUGCCUUUAAUACAAUUGCCAUCAAUUAUGAUAAUCAACAUCAUCAUCAUUUACCAAAUAUACGAUUAAUUAGAUUUCCAAUACUAAUGGAUAGUAAAGGACUAACUAAUUACUAUCUAAAAGAUUCAGAUAAAUCAGAUGAAGCAAUUGCCAGCUUACAGACAAUACCCUGGAACCGAUACAGUGAUAUUGCCUACUAUUGCCUAAACUAUAUAUUCAAUUAUCUAAUCAAACAGCCGUUUAAUGGUAAACGUGAAGCACAAUUGGAGACAACAUUGGCUACAUUUUUAUCGCCAAUUGUAUCAAUUGAUGAUAACGUAUUGAAACAAUAUAACUAUGAAAUACAUUUGUUAGCCAAACGAUAUUUUUAUCAUUUAGUACGCAAUGAUAGCUUAGAUAAGGCCUAUCUGUUAGCUGUUGAUUUAGAUAUUAAAUAUUUGUAUCAUUUAUUAUAUAAAAUUGCCGAUAAACGUAAUAAUCAACGUAUAGCUAGUGCGGCACUUAAUAAAACCCAUAGUUUUGAUACUUUUAACAAUGAAUUUCAUAAAGUGCAGACAGCUUUUAUGCUACAAAUUUGA
This is a messenger RNA of Oppia nitens, 1440 nucleotides long. RefSeq names its product WD repeat-containing and planar cell polarity effector protein fritz homolog. Gene Ontology annotation, biological process: establishment of protein localization; nervous system development; cilium organization. Gene Ontology annotation, cellular component: axonemal basal plate. The transcript is spliced from 3 exons. The record is from RefSeq and is a predicted model, not a curated record. Bases 1 to 1440 code for a protein of 479 amino acids. NCBI's taxonomy places the organism in Eukaryota, Metazoa, Arthropoda, Arachnida, Sarcoptiformes, Oppiidae.